AUGUUGAAGAAUAGUUUAAAUGAAUAACUUCCAAAUAUUCUUAAUACUGAAUGCAUUCUUAUUAAUAAAACUAUUUAUGAAGAUAGUGAAGAUAAGGUGGAUGAGCAGAAAGAACAAAUAAUUUUACAAUUUGAUAUAGAAAAAGAUUACUAUGAUUUAGGUUCUCUUUCUGUUAUUUUUGAUCCUUAUAAUUAAGAAAAAAAAUUGUUAUAAAUUGAGAUUAGUUGUUAAUCAUCUUAUCUGUAAAAUAGUUUGAAAUAUAUUAUAUAAGCAAAAAGCUUGAGAUGUUAACUUGGAGAAUUUUAUGUUAAUUCUGGAUGUUAAAUGUGUUCAUCAAAUUAAGGAUUUUACUCUGUUGUAUAUGAUGCAACUAAAUGUUCAAUAUUUGAUAAAACAAAAUUUAAAAAUAUAACUGAAAACAAUAUAGAUUUGAUUGAAGGUUUUUGGAGACCUAAUUAUUUAUCUGAUUAAAUAGAAGAAUGUUUUAAAAAUUUAAAGUUUUGUGUAGGCGGUUGGGGAUAAGGGAAUUAAAUAUGUGACUUAGGGCAUAUUGGAGCAUUAUGUGAAGAAUGUGAUAUUUAUAAUAUAAGAGGAGAUGGAAAAUAUUUUAAAAAUCAAUAGGAUUCAAAUUGUAUUUCUUGUUUUGGAGUUAAUGAUAGUAUUAUCCCUUUUAUAGCAGCUUCAAUUUGGUAAUUUAAUUUAAUAUUUAGGUCUUUUAUAUCUAUCAUUAUAACCUUAAGAAGUAUUGAAUAAUCUAAUCAAUUAUUCAAAAGUUUAAAAUUAUAAUAAAGGUUCAGCAAAAUUAUUUUUAAUCUAGAAUAAGGUAAUUUGAUUAUUUAAUUUAAGGGCACGAAAGUUUUUUAAUAAAAAUGUUAUUAAACUAUUUAUGGAUAUUCUCUGUCAUAUUUACAUUCAAUAUACAAUUUUAACUUUCACUCACUUUUGUUGAUUCGGCUAGUAAUACUUCCUAUUCUAUGACAAAUAAUUUGGAUUGUUAUUUAUCAGAAAAUCUAUCCAUAAAAUUGAUUUAUUCAAAAAUAAUUACUAUGCUUGUACUCAUGACAUUCUAAUUUAUUCUUAUAAUUAUUGGAUUUCUCAUAUAUAAUUGGUAUUAUAAGAUUGGAAUGAGGAAUUUUAACUUGGAAACAAUCUCUAAUAGUCUACUCUACCUAUAUGUUUCUAAUUAUGGUGGAUUGGUCAAAAUGUAAUAAAAAAUUUUAAUUUUUUUAGGUAUUUCUCUAUUGUUUCAAAAAGAGAUGUUUCAAGUUAGAGCUAUAUCCAAGGUGAUGUAUCUCUACUUUUUGGAUCUAAAGAACAUUUAAUUUGGAUUUUUUCUUUUGUUAUUCCAGGAAUAGGAGUUUUUAGUUUGAUUAUACCACUUUCCCUUUUUAUUAUAAUGCACAUUAAAAAAGAUGAACAUGAUAACAUUAAGAUAAGAAAACAUUUUUGCUAUUUAAUUAAUGAAUACAAUAACCAAAAUUAUUUUUGGGAAGUAAUUAAGUUAAUUAAAAAAACAAUUAUUAUUCUAAUAUUAACAUAUUUUGAAACAUAUAUUCUUUUAAAAGCAUCAUUGUUAGGAUUAUGCUUACUUUUUUAUUAGUUNUAUAAAUUGAGAUUAGCUGUUAAUCAUCUUAGCAAGAGAAUAGUUUGAAUUAUGUGAUAUAAGCAAAAAGUUUGAAAUGCUAACUUGGAGAAUUUUAUGUUAAUUCUGGAUGUUAAAUUUGCUCAUCAAGUUAAGGGUUUUACUCUGUAGUAUAUGAUGCAACUAAAUGUUCAAUAUUUGAUAAAACCAAAUUUAAGAAUAUAACUGAAAAUAACAUAGAAUUAAUUGAAGGUUUUUGGAGACCUAAUUAUUUAUCAGAUUAAAUAGAGGAAUGUUUUAAGAAUUUUUAAUUUUGUAAAGGUGGUUGGGGAUAAGGAAAUUAAAUAUGUGAUUUAGGACAUAUUGGAGCAUUGUGUGAAGAAUGCGAUAUUUAUAAUAUAAGAGGAGAUGGAAAAUAUUUUAAAAAUCAAUAGGAUUCAUAUUGUAUAUCUUGUUUUGGUGUUUAGGAUAGUAUAAUCCCAUUUAUAGCAGCAUCAAUUUGGUAAUUUCAAUUAAUAUUUAGGUCGUUUAUAUCAAUCAUUAUAACCUUAAGAAGUAUUGAAUAGUCUAAUCUACUAUUCAAAAGUUUAAAAUUAUAAUAAAGAUUCAGCAAAAUUAUUUUUAAUCUUGAAUAAGGUAUAUAAAUCAAUUAUUUUAAGGGCAUGAAAGUUUUUUAAUAAAAAUGUUAUUAAAUUAUUUAUGGAUAUUCUCUGUUAUAUUUACAUUCAAUAUACAAUUCUCGUUUUCAUUCACUUUUGUUGAUUCAGCCAGUAAUACUUCUUACUCGAUGACAAAUAAUUUAGAUUGUUAUUUAUCUGAAAAUCAAUCAAUAAAAUUGAUUUACUCUAAAAUUAUCACUAUGCUUGUACUCAUGACAUUCUAAUUUAUACUUAUAAUUAUGGGAUUUCUUAUUUAUAAUUGGUAUAAAAAGAUUGGAUUGAGUAAUUUCAACUUGGAAACUAUUUCUAAUAGUCUACUCUACCUUUAUGUUUCUAAUUAUGGUGGAUUGGUUAAAAUGUAAUUUAAAUCUUAAUUUCUUUUAGGUAUUUCUCUAUUGUUUCAAAAAGAGAUGUUUCAAGUUAGAGUUACAUACAAGGUGAUGUCUCUCUCCUUUUUGGAUCUCAAGAACAUUUAAUUUGGAUUUUCUCAUUUGUUAUUCCAGGAAUAGGAGUUUUUAGUUUGAUUAUUCCUCUUUCCCUUUUUAUUGUAAUGUACAUUAAAAAAGAUUAACAUGAUAAUAUUAAAAUAAGAAAACAUUUUUGCUAUUUAAUUAAUGAAUACAAUGAUAGAAGUUAUUUUUGGGAAGUAAUAAAGUUAAUCAAAAAAACAAUUAUUAUUCUAAUAUUAACAUAUUUUGAAACAUAUAUUCUUUUAAAAGCAUCAUUGUUAGGAUUAUGCUUACUUUUUUAUUAGUUGUUAGCUUUUAACAAGAAACCAUAUAUUCUUUCCAAUUUCAAUAACAUGGAUUUAUAUUCAGCUCAAAUUUGCUCUAUUUCAAUAUUCCUUGCUGCUUCUAAAUAUGUAUCAGAAUAAGAAAACAAUUAAUUUUCAUCAAUAAUCCUCUAGAUUUUGAUUGUUCUUCUUUGUAUUAAACUUUGUUAUUCAUUUAUUAAAAGCAUAUUAGAAGUUUAUGUUAAUAAGUACUCUAAUUUAAUAUUAAAUUAUUUGUAUAUAAUAUUGGAAAAGAUUUCAUCAGAUUCUAUAUUUACAAAAAAAUUAAAAACCCAUUUAUAAAAAUCAAGUUAAAGAAAUAGGAGAUUGAAAAGUUUAGUAAAAAAACUUAGAUAACAUCUAUUGAAGAUUUCUAAAGGCCAAAUUCAAUAUCAAAAAAAAAUGAUAAACUCUCAGAGCAUUUAAACUCAAUUUUCAGGGCCUGAUCAAAAAUACUUAUUAAACAUAGAUACUGAAUGA
This is a messenger RNA of Paramecium primaurelia, 3493 nucleotides long. The record is from the annotation of a GenBank genome assembly. Lineage: Eukaryota; Ciliophora; Oligohymenophorea; Peniculida; Parameciidae.